This is a messenger RNA of Glycine soja, 4548 nucleotides long. RefSeq names its product tRNA(adenine(34)) deaminase, chloroplastic-like. The coding region runs from base 390 to 4379 and encodes 1329 amino acids. The transcript has 6 exons. Gene Ontology annotation, biological process: tRNA wobble adenosine to inosine editing. Gene Ontology annotation, cellular component: chloroplast. Gene Ontology annotation, molecular function: tRNA-specific adenosine deaminase activity. Lineage: Eukaryota; Viridiplantae; Streptophyta; Magnoliopsida; Fabales; Fabaceae. The record is from RefSeq and is a predicted model, not a curated record.
GGGCCCAUAAUGGCUUAGGUUCAAUGAUUCUGUUCUGUCCCAAACCACGGUGUUCUGUCAUCUCUGUUCUCUCUCUCACCAACGAACAAACCAAAUCCAACAAGACAACUCAAACAAACCAUUUUCAUUUCCCUCACUCUCUCUUUGCUUUCCCAAUCUCAUCUCAUCUCUCUCUCUCUCUCUCUGACCCAUCAUUCAAAUCUUAACUUUCAUUAAUCUUCUCUUCGUGGCUUAAGCCUAAGAAAAAUCACACACCCCCAUCACUGUUCACGGUCUUACCUUUCCUUCUAUUACUCAGGUGUGAAAGGUUAAAGCAGAGUGUGAAUAUCAGGUCUUGUUCUUUUUUCGAAGGUACUCUCUCCCACUCUUGUGGGAAGACACAUGCAACUAUGAGCAACGCAUAUGUUAGCUCAACAAUAUAUGCUGUUAGGUGUAAAGAACCAUUUUCAUUAUCUUUCAAUGGCUACUCAAACUUCUGUUACGAAAGAUUUGACAGAACCCCAUCAUACUGUUUGUCAUGCUGUGGUUGUUGUGAUUACUGUUCAGUCUCCACUUACAGAGUACCCAUAAAGCCUUGCCUUAUAAAUGGCUUGAGGCAAUCUGCUCUUCUUCAAUUGUCAGCUUCUAGAAGGUUGAUAUUGGGUGGAGGAGACCAUUACCUUUCUCGGCUACCAGCUUAUGGUGUCCUCAGAGGUUGUCAGGAGCUUAAUUCUUCUGUCAAUGAGAGAACUGAUUAUAGUAGUAGUAGUAGAUGGAGAAUAAAGGGAAGAUAUAUUCGUGCUGCCUCCCAGAAAGGGAGAGAAUUUUCCCAUUCAUUUGGUUCUGAUGGUGCUGAAGCAGUUCUCAGCUUGUUGAGUGAGGAGGCAGAUAAGGAUGCUAUUUGUAGCAAAUGUAAGAAUGCGUCUUCAUCAAAAAGAGUGGAAGUUGAUAAAAGAAAAAAUGUGAGCAGAGAGAAACAUUUGAGUUCGAGUGAGAAAGUAGAAACAGAGAAAAAAGGAAUUUUGAAACGGCGUGAAUCAUCCUCCGUAGACUUGAGAAGAGAAUAUGGAAAAGCCAACCAAGAAAGGGAAGCCUUUGUAAAAAGUGAAAGCCAUAGGAAACGAAGAGAUGCAUCUAGUUGUUCAUCUUAUUACUCUCUCUCAUCAGGAGAUUUUGGGAGUGAGCUGGAAGUUCAAGAUGAGAUUGGUUUGGAAGAGUUGUCACUGGAAUAUGAGAAGGAUGAAGCAAAUUGUCUGGAGGAAGUGAAGGAAGAAUUCAACAGGCAAGGGGAUGACUCAAAGAAGCUGCAGGCUGUUUCAAAUAAGGGAAGAAUUGCAUUUGGUGUGGAUAUUGAUUGGAACCUAAGGAACAAAUCUGAAAAGAAGCUGAUUGAGGGAACUCUGCAAAACACUGAAUCCAUAAGAGAACAACAGGAUAUGCAUUCAAGAGAAUUUAGAACACAUGAUUCUGGUCAUAAAAAAUCAUCUAUUUCACAAAAGCGAGUCAAUAGUGAGGAAGAUAAAUCUUCUUUUAUUGACAAUUUGGAUAAGAAAGCAAACAAGGCAUAUAUUCAAACAGUAAACAGAAGAAAGCAUCAAUCUAUAGAUGUACAAGAGUCUGGUUGUGAUGAAGUUGAGACAACUUUGUUAUCACAAAAGAAAUUCAGUGGCAGGGAAGGGAAGCUUGAGAUAUCAGAAACAAUGUUGAAGGAAACAACUGAUGAAUAUAAAAAGUUUGUUGGUUCAACUUCUACCACAGGAAAGGAAACUUUGACAUCGAAGAAGGCAUUCAGUGGCAGGGAAGGGAACCUGGCAAUAUCAGAAACACUUUCACAAGAAACAAAUGAUAAACAUAAAAAAAUUGUUGGUUCUACUUCUACCUCUGGAAGGGAUGUGAUAGAUAGAAGUUCCCAGAAAUAUUCUGGAAAUUUAAAAAUUGAAGACACUGAAAGGACCUCAAAUACUAGGAUGAAGGACAUGGGAGUGAAAAAAGUUUCAGUUUUGAGUUCUGUUCAGGGAGUGGAUAAGCAGAAACACCAAAAAGGAGAGAAGAUCAUUACACAGAUGAAGGAUAAAGAGGGGAGAAAAAAAUCUGAGCAAUUUUCUGAAGUAUCAGAAGCUCACAAGUCUAAUGUUGAAGAUACAUCUAGCAUAAAGUCUAGAACUAGAUUAAAGAACAUGGAAGAAAAAUCAAACAUAAGCUCAGAUGCAAGGGUUACGUUGCUCCAAACAGAUAAAAGGACAACUCAGAGUUUCCAACACAGGAAAGGAUCUGAACUUGUCAGCACUUUAUCAGAAGGCUAUGUCAGUGAUGAAAAGCAAGUUUCAAGUUCUCAAAAAGCUUAUGAGAAGGUGAGAUUAAUUCCAAAAAGUAAAUCAACAUCACUUGUUAGAACUAGAGAAAGUUCUAGCCAAACUGAUGAAAGGAUUGCAAAAUUUGAAUUGGCCAGAGACGACCAAAGAUCUUGCAACCUUUCAAUUUCUGAUGAAACUAACUCAAGAGAGGAAUCCAGCUCCCAGGGAUCAUUGAGUUUGAUUUCUGGGGCUGGAAAACAUAGUAUAUUAGCAUCAGGUGAAAAAAGAAGGUCUGCAACAAUGUUGAUCCCUUCCUCUUCUGAAAUGGGUGGAGACUCAGUACAAUUUGAACUCACUGCAGGAAUUGCAAGCCCUGAGAUCUUCCUUGGAACUUCAGAAAGUGGUUCUUCUGCUUUGUAUGACAAUUCAGGAAGAAGUUCUGCUUUGCAUCCAGAUGCUAUCGAUUUAGCUAAUCGUUUAGAGAAGUCAUCUAGACAGUUUGUUGAUGAGUUUGCUGAGAGGGUCAUGCAUGAAGUAACGACUUCAGAAGCACAAGAGAUGGAAGUUACAGGAACAAAGUUGACACUUGAAGUUGGUGGUGAUCAGAUCUACAGCUCAAGGCAACAAGGCACUCAAAAUGACGCUCAGUCAAAGAAGCAUGAUUCUAGUCGUUCUUCUGGGUUUCCUGGGACAAAAGGACCUUCUGAUGAGAUGUGGGAUGUCAUGGAACCAUCUGUUGAGCAAGGUCAAGUAGCCAAAGAAACGGAUAUCAGCAAGGAAACAGGGAAAGCAGUUGUUACUAGAACUGGGAGGUCCUUAUGGGGUAUGAUUGGUGAUAUUGUUCAAUUACGUUGGGGUUCACGUGCUGGUUCCUCCACUUCAGCUGGAAGAUCAGCUGAGAGAAACUCACCAAACAAGUCUGACAGUGACACAUGGUUUUCUGGGCAGGAGCAUGAGGAAACCACUAAAACUAAUGUCUUAAAAAAAACAAGUGUACCACCACAAGUCAUGACUUCUGAUAAGUUAAAACCAGGUAAACAUUAUACCCAAAGUGAGGGAGAGGUGUCUGACAAUACAAAACUGAAAGACAGAGGAAAACAUCUCGAAGUUGGAUUGUCAUCCCCAAAUACAUUGGAAAGUGGAUCAAUGUCAGUAGGCGCUUCUCAUACUUCUGGAGAGGAAAAUGUUAGUGGGACUGAGGAUAAAAAAGAUUUGAAAGCCACUACUUCUGGCACACAAAACAUGGAAUUACCAAUUUCAGUACCUGCCAGAGGGCCUUCUAUUGAUGGAGAAAUUGUAAGCAUCGGUGGAUCUGACAUGUCUGGAGCUGAGUCAGUGGUUCCAAUCAAGGAAUCUAUUGCUCCUGUGCGGUCUGAAUUGUCCGGCUCAGAGAGAAAGGAUGGAGAGUUGAAGCAAAGAAAGUUUCAACGGAACAGGCAAGUCUUGAGAGAUAGGUUUGAUGACUGGGAAGAAGCCUAUCAAUGUGAACUUGAGCAGCGACGCAUAGAUGAAAUGUUCAUGAAGGAAGCACUUUUGGAAGCCAAGAAGGCUGCUGAUACAUGGGAGGUACCUGUUGGUGCUGUUCUUGUGCAGCAUGGGAAAAUUAUUGCUCGAGGCUGCAACUUAGUUGAAGAGUUACGGGACUCCACUGCCCAUGCAGAGAUGAUUUGUAUACGAGAAGCUUCAAAGCUUCUUCGAUCAUGGAGACUAUCAGACACUACACUUUAUGUAACGCUUGAGCCAUGUCCAAUGUGUGCUGGUGCUAUCCUUCAGGCAAGAGUAGACACUGUUGUGUGGGGUGCUCCCAAUAAGCUUCUUGGAGCUGAUGGUAGCUGGAUUAGAAUUUUCCCUGAUGGAGGAGAAAAUGUAUCAGAACAAAGAGAUAUGCCACCUGCCCCAGUUCAUCCAUUCCAUCCAAACAUGAAAAUAAGAAGAGGGGUCUUAGCCACUGAGUGUGCAGAUGCAAUGCAGCAAUUCUUUCAGCUUAGAAGGAAAAAGAAGAAAGAGGAACCACCGAAUGGCCCUUCUAGCCUUCCUGUUACUCACCACCCAUCCAAGUUACUCAACAAGAUACAUGACGUCUUCCACAUCAUGUUCUGUUUGUAAAAGAGAAUAUUCACAUAUUUUCCCAUGUUUUAAAUGAGCUUCUAAAUAAAAUAAUCAAACAUGAAUGAAUGAUCAUUGUGAAAAGUACAAUGCUCAAUUUCUUUAAGAGUAUUCAAUCAGUUAAGCUGUCAAAGACAAUAAUUUCAGACGUUGCCUACUUUAAUUUCAA